AUGACUGUUUCCAAUUUAUCGCCGAAAUUGACAAGAGAUGCCUCGCUCGGUGGCCCCUCUUUCCGCAAUGUGUCAGCUUGUAAAAGAUGUCGAUUGCGAAAGCACAGAUGUGAUCAAUCUCUCCCCCGAUGCAAGCCUUGUGAGAAAUCCCAAUCUCGAUGCGUUGGCUAUGAUCCAAUCAGCAAACGAGAGGUUCCACGGAGUUACGUUUAUUAUCUUGAGAAUCGACUGAAGUACCUUGAUUCGCUCCUCUUUCGUCACAAAAUUCCCCUCAACCCGGGUAUCGAACUUGAAGAUCCUGAUAUUCCAUGCAAAGAACAGCGCGAUUUAUCUUGUUCCAACGAGGAGUAUGAUCGAUCUAAAAAUACCACUUCGCCAAAAGUUAGGCAAGAUGAAUGCGAUUCUCAAUACUCAGAGCAAGAUGAUAUCUUUCUUGGGAGCGUAGAGUCUCUGACAAUUUCUACAAAUGACCCAUGCUUCCGUGGUACUACAAAUUUCAGAGUCCUCUCUGCAACUGGAAUUGAGAAAGUUCUAUCUGGAGCGACGGUACGACAUGUGAUGACGAAGGAGAGUCGAGGUGCCAGAAAUGAAGACACCGGGUCUGUUCGCACCUCAUUAUAUGACCUUUUAUUUGAUGGCCCAAAGGCAGAAUCAUUGGAGCUCCCUCGCCAAAGAGAGGAAGCUGAAGAGUUGACAAGACUCUACUUUGAGCACAUAAAUCCAUAUACACCUGUUUUGCGCCGUGACGACUUUCAGAAAAUCCUGGAUGACUUAUAUUUGGUUCCUAAAGGGGUUGUUUGUUCCCUGAAGUUGUAUACUGCCUUUAUGGUUUUUGCGAUUGGAGCUGAAAAGAAAAAUCUAUCCAUUAUAAAAGAUGAGGAUGCAAAUAACCACGUGUCGCCAAAAGAGGACUCACCCCAUGUCUUAAAUGCACCGGAGCUGUAUAGGUCAUCUGCAAUGGUCCACCUUGAAUCAUACCUUUCCAUUUCUCGACCUUUAGAUUACCCGAGAAAACUCGAGGAAUUGCAAGCACUGAUUUUACUCUCCCUGUGCACGCUACUCAGACCCGCAACUCCUUCAUUGGAAAGACUGGUCCAUGUAGCUAUGCGUUCCGCUACGGAUUUACGCCUUUACUCCGAUUAUAACUUCGCAUCGAGGUCUGGAGGGCAUGAUUCUGACCCGGAAGAGCCUAGAUACAAUUCCUUCGGUGGCAACGACAUUGUGGAUCUGCGUCGUCGUUUAUGGUGGUCUAUAUAUAGUUUGGAACGUCUUUCUGCUCCCUACUUAGGUCGCCCAUUCUUCAUUCCAGAUGAAGUCGUGACUACUCAAUACCCAUCCACAGCCGACGAUUCCCCUCUCAAUGGGAAUGAGCCUCUCAAUUUGAACUUGAAGAUCUCUCAGAAUUUGCCAAGCUACAGAUAUGCAACACAUCAUGUUAUGAAACUGAGGACUUUGCAGUCUGAAAUCCACCGCAUGAUCCAAUGUCAGCAUUCCUGCUCCACUGGUACCGAUCACUCAUUUCAAUCGUCUCUCGAGACGUCUCGAUCCCUUGCUAGAUGCGGCAAAUUUAUUAGCUGGCGGCGAGAUAUGACUACAAAACUCGAUAGAUGGAGACUGAAUAUCCCAAGGUCAUCUCAAACUUGCCUUAAUGGAUGCGAAUAUAUGAUGGAGUUGGAGUAUUGGCAAAAUAUCAUCACAUUAUAUCGUCAAAAUGUGUUGAUUCCCGAGGACAUUGUCGAGGAUCAUUCCAUUGAUCCUCAUCCUUGCCAAUGUUUGAAUGAGUCCCGCGAAUCGGAGUUGACAGAAAGCUACUUCAAACUGGUGAAAGCAUGUCAAAGAGUUAUCCAACUCUACCGUGAGAUGCGGUUUCUUGGCUUGAACAACAUUUCGUAUUUGUCGACGAACUGGAUAUUUAUUGCAGGUGAGCAGAAGUCUCACUACAAUUACAUUUUGCGCAGUCUAAUUCGCAGAUAUCAGGUAGUUUUUUUCUUUGCUCAUUCUGGAGUUCCGUUCAGGUGGCCCAAGGAAUGGUAUGUGUUUUGCUAG
Penicillium angulare is the source of this 2046-nucleotide messenger RNA. RefSeq names its product Zn(II)2Cys6 transcription factor. The record is from RefSeq and is a predicted model, not a curated record. Gene Ontology annotation, molecular function: zinc ion binding; DNA-binding transcription factor activity, RNA polymerase II-specific; sequence-specific DNA binding. The coding region runs from base 1 to 2046 and encodes 681 amino acids. The transcript has a single exon. Gene Ontology annotation, biological process: positive regulation of transcription by RNA polymerase II; DNA-templated transcription. NCBI's taxonomy places the organism in Eukaryota, Fungi, Ascomycota, Eurotiomycetes, Eurotiales, Aspergillaceae.